AUGAUCGCUCGACUAUCACCCACCUCGCUAGCAUGGAUGCUUUUCAGCGCCUCAGCACAAGCCUCGUAUGUUAUUGAAGGCCUCUCCUUCGGCCACAAGGGCGCCAUCUCACCAAAUGGUCGCGCCGUACCUGGUUGGCACCUCUCUGGAGAGAACCACACCCCUCAACUACUCUCCGAUCGCAUCAUUCUCACUCCUCCCGCGCCUGGUGGUACAAGAGGUGCUAUCUUCGCCGACAAUCCUAUCACCCAGCCAGAGUGGGUCGUCGAGACCGAGUUCCGUGCUUCGGGUCAAGAGCGUGGCAGUGGUAAUCUGAACUUCUGGUUUGUCGAUACUGGCCGUUCUGCUGUCGGUCAAAGCAGCAUAUAUACUGUCGGCAAGUUCGACGGUCUUGCCCUCGUCGUCGACCAGUAUGGUCCUCGUGGAGGUUCUAUCCGUGGUUUCUUGAACGACGGCUCGGCCAACUUCAAGGAUCACCACAAUGUUGACAGUUUGGCUUUUGGUCACUGUGACUAUGCAUACCGCAACCUGGGCCGGCCUAGCAAGCUGCGUAUCGAGAACGGUCAUCAUGGCCUCCGUGUGGACGUUGAUGGCACGCCUUGCUUCCACAGUGAGAAGAUCAAUCUUCCUCCUGGUUACUUCUUUGGUGUUUCCGCCGCUGCUUCUGAGAACCCCGACUCCUUCGAGGUCUACAAGUUCGCCGCAUCUACAACAAACUCUAUCACCCGUGAGGAGCCCAACACCGAAGCAAAACGUCAGCACCUUGAGAAGCUCGACAAGUUCCCUGGUUCUCCUGAAUCUCUUCCCGACGCUGAUGCCAGCACUAUUCUGGAUCAAACACACCAGUUUGCCGAUCUUCACAACCGCCUGCAAGCAAUGAACCACCAGAUCGUCAACAUGUACGGCGAAUUCGAGCGCCUGUCCCGCCAAUUGAACGACCGUCAUGCUGAGUUGAUGGCCAAGGUUGCUGGUCCCAAUGCUGGCGAUUCUAGUGACAAGUCGCAACAGCCUACUGGCGAGGCCCUCCUUCCUCUGAGCCGUCGUGUUGAGAACAUCGAGCGUAUUGUGCUCGCUAUUCAGCGUGAUGUUGAGGGCAAGGACUACCGUGAGCAUUUGACAAACCUGCAGCAGUCUAUCGAGGGCGUUCGUGGGGGCUUGACAGAGCAUCUCCCUGAGACCAUUGCUCACACUCCCAAGAUGGGCAUGUUCAUCUUCGUCGUCAUUGCCUUCCAGGUCAUGCUCGCCGGCGCCUACAUCAUCUACAAGAGACGCAGAGCAAAUGCUCCCAAGAAGUAUUUGUGA
Aureobasidium musti is the source of this 1302-nucleotide messenger RNA. Lineage: Eukaryota; Fungi; Ascomycota; Dothideomycetes; Dothideales; Saccotheciaceae. The record is from the annotation of a GenBank genome assembly.